GUUGGCAAAGAAUUCAAUAUGGCGGUGCGCACGUUCUGUACUUCAGUCGAAAAUGCGCUCAAAGUUUUGCAGUUUCAGCUGAGGAGUCUAUCCCUCGUCUCUGGGCAAGUCUCAAGGAUGCACACAGGGAGCCCACGGACGGCUAGUUUCUCUGUUACUCGAGCUGUUUGGGGUAAAACACAAGCAGAACUGGAACAAGAAAAAGGAAUUCCUGAGCAGCCAACAAAAGAGAGAAUCUAUAAUAGCCGGAGGGAUAUCAGAUGUGGUCCUCGGAAGCUUAACCUCGUAGCUAGACAGAUACGUGGCUUAGGUAUCACUGAAGCUAUUAAACAGAUGGAAUUUUCUCCAAAGAAAGCUGCUAUAACAGUAAAAGAGGUAUUGGAAGAAACACAGAAAGCUGCGACUACAAGUCAUAAACUUGAAGAUAAGGCUAAUCUGUGGGUUGCUGAAUCCUUUGUCGGCAAAGGUAGAUAUUACAAAAAGAUCCGCAUGCAUGCCAGAGGCAGGUUUGGUAUUGAAGAGAGAAAAUACAGCCACUAUUUUGUAGUACUUCAAGAGGGACCUAAACUAGGAAAGAACAAACGAAGAAGACUCAAACACAUGACAGAACUAGAGGAAAUACGAAGACACCCAAGAUACAUCAAGAAUUCUCUGUCCUGGUGGUAGCUGUGCUCUUUCAUGGUCAAGUACAGUAUAGGUAGAGGGUAGGCAUUCAAAUGCUAUGCAAGCAGAUAAUUAUUCUACCAAAGUUUUUCUUUCUUUCUUUUUUGUUUUUUGUUUUUGUUUUUUUGUUGUUGUUUUUAUGUUGUUGUUUUUUUGUUGCUGUUUUUUUUUUUUUUUUUUUUUUUUUGCUUAAGUAAACAAAGCCCCAUUUUAAAGAAAAUUGUGGCUUUCAAAUACAACCGAAUUGUGCCCGAGAUCAGACAACUAAUUCAAAACUACUUGUUUUCGAAGGUUUGCACAAAUGUAUAGACAAUAUGAAUAUCUAUGUUCUUAUUGUUUUGAUUGAUUGCUAAGCUGCUUUGAAAAAUCCUGAUAAGGGAGAUUCCCUCUGGCCAACGUCUGGUUUCUGGUGUAUUCUGGCACUCGUCCCACUUACUCCACAAAGUUAGCUUGAUAAGGCGUGCUCAUCCUAACAAUUAAAUAUUUGGAACAGACUCUAUCGCGGCAUACUUCCUUUGAUAACUUCACUGUGGUAUUGAAGGAAAAAAAUGUCAAAUGUUCUGACUUUGCCUGAAUUAUUUAAUAGAACGAUAUUUUUUUAGCCCUAAAAUCGCGAGUCACAUUGUUUAUUGUAUGAUCUGACUGUUUGUUUGUUUUGUUUUGUUUUKCUUUGCUUUGUUUUGUUUUGUUUUGUUUUGUUUGUUUUUUAUUUGAAAAGAAAUGAUCUUUUGUUUUUUCUUUCUGUACAUGCGCAGUCAAGUAUUCUUACCUAUAGCGAUAUUUUCCAGUUCUAUUAAACCCUAAAACAACCCUU
Messenger RNA from Actinia tenebrosa (Australian red waratah sea anemone), 1477 nucleotides. RefSeq lists its product as uncharacterized. Gene Ontology annotation, molecular function: structural constituent of ribosome. Gene Ontology annotation, biological process: translation. Gene Ontology annotation, cellular component: mitochondrial large ribosomal subunit; ribosome. The record is from RefSeq and is a predicted model, not a curated record. Lineage: Eukaryota; Metazoa; Cnidaria; Anthozoa; Actiniaria; Actiniidae.